Messenger RNA from Prunus armeniaca (apricot), 186 nucleotides. Lineage: Eukaryota; Viridiplantae; Streptophyta; Magnoliopsida; Rosales; Rosaceae. The record is from the annotation of a GenBank genome assembly.
AUGUUGCUGCCGCUGAUGAUGAAGUACAACUGGUUCUUGCAUUCGGUCCUCAAAUUUGCUCAACAUGCUUACCAAGAGCUUUCGGCAAUCAAAGGUGCGCGGAACAUCAACGAAAGCAUGGCAAUCAAAGAAUUGUUGCACCUUUUUGCUCUCAUAAACAAUCUUUACAAGGGUGGUUUUGCCUGA